Molecule: messenger RNA, 459 nt
Organism: Ostrinia furnacalis (Asian corn borer)
Lineage: Eukaryota; Metazoa; Arthropoda; Insecta; Lepidoptera; Crambidae
Exons: 2
Coding region: 1-459 (152 amino acids)
Source: RefSeq, a predicted model, not a curated record
AUGGACAUGAGCCAGUUCAUCAUUCUGCUGUCAUCAAUCUUCAUCCCGAUCAACGCCGUUCGUCUCCACAAGCUAUUCCAAUACCUAGACGCCUUCAAAUCCAACCACAAACUCCGAGGGUUCCUUCACGUCGGCAACGACUACGCAGUCUUCCUAAAACUGCCAAAUCCUCACGACAAAUACCUAAUUUACGAACUGUACGAAGCAAAAAACAUUCCAGACCGAGGCAAGUACAGUCCACGACUAUUAGCAAUUUCAAAAGUACCAGUAAACUAUAUAAAAGAGCAGCUGAAGAUAUUCCGAAGCGAACUGUAUAAAGCAAAAUAUGUCGACACUAAUGUGGUACCUGGAACGCAAGUGAAAACUCUGAGGGAAUGGCAAAUAGAAAAAGCUCUAAAUUUCGCCAGCGAAGGCAGAGCUUUUGAAAAUAAAGCGCCUAUUCUUAGAACCGUGCUGUAA